Molecule: messenger RNA, 252 nt
Organism: Kogia breviceps (pygmy sperm whale)
Lineage: Eukaryota; Metazoa; Chordata; Mammalia; Artiodactyla; Physeteridae
Product: small ribosomal subunit protein eS27-like
Exons: 1
Biological process (GO): ribosomal small subunit assembly; translation
Cellular component (GO): ribosome; cytosolic small ribosomal subunit
Molecular function (GO): structural constituent of ribosome; RNA binding
Source: RefSeq, a predicted model, not a curated record
AUGCCUCUUGAAAAGUAUUUUCUUCAUCCCUCUCCAGAAGAGAAGAGGAAACACAAGAAGAAGUGCCCGGUGCAGAACCCCAAUUCCUACUUCAUGGAUGUGAAAUAUCCAGGAUGCUAUAAAAUCACCACCAUCUUUAGCCAUACACAAACAGUAGUUUUGUGAGUUGGCUGCUCUUCUGUCCUCUGCUAGCCCACAGGAGGAAAAGCAGGGCUUACAGAAGGAUGCUCCUUUCAAGGGAAGCAGCACUAA